AUGAAGCUGAAAAGUGGCACAAGGGUAAAAGAAUUGAUUUUCCUUGGCCCCAUCCAGAAUCAAGAACUGAGUUGGGUCUAAUUUCUUUUCCUACUUUAGGUGUAUGUGACAACUCUGCUGGGAAACCUCCUCAUCAUGGUCACCGUGACCUGUGAGUCUCUCCUUCAGACCCACAUGUACUUUUUGCUCUGUAAUUUGUCUAUCGCCGAUAUCUGCUUCUCCUCCAUCACAGCUCCCAAGGUUCUGGUGGACCUUCUGUUAAUGAGGAAGACCAUCGCCUUCAAUGGCUGUUUGACCCAGAUGUUUUUCUUCCACCUUGUUGGAGGGGUGGAUGUAUUUUCUUUGUCAGUGAUGGCAUUAGAUCGGUAUGUGGCCAUCUCCAAGCCCCUGCACUAUGUGACCAUCAUGAGGAGGGGGCGUUGCACUGCCCUCAUUGCAGCCUCCUGGGCUGGGGGCUUUGUCCACUCCAUCGUCCAGAUUUCCCUGUUGCUCCCGCUCCCCUUCUGUGGACCCAAUGUGCUUGACACUUUCUACUGUGAUGUGCCCCAGGUCCUCAACCUUGCCUGCACAGACACCUUUGCACUUGAGCUUCUGAUGAUUUCUAACAAUGGCUUAGUCACUACCCUGUGGUUCUUCUUCCUCCUGGUAUCCUACACAGUCAUCCUAAUGAUGCUGAGGUCUCAGGCAGGAGAGGGCAGGAGGAAAGCCUUCCACACCUGCACAGCCCACAUCACUGUGGUGAUUCUGCAUUUUGUGCCCUGCAUCUAUGUCUACACCCGGCCCUUCACUGCCCUCCCCACAGAUAAGACCAUUGCUGUCACCUUCACUGUCAUCUCCCCUCUGCUGAACCCCUUGAUUUAUACUUUGAGGACCCAGAAGAUGAAGUCAGCCAUAAGGAGACUGAAGAGGAGACUUGUGCUUUCUGACAGGGUAUAG
Molecule: messenger RNA, 936 nt
Organism: Myotis lucifugus (little brown bat)
Lineage: Eukaryota; Metazoa; Chordata; Mammalia; Chiroptera; Vespertilionidae
Product: olfactory receptor 4D11-like
Exons: 1
Biological process (GO): G protein-coupled receptor signaling pathway
Cellular component (GO): membrane
Molecular function (GO): olfactory receptor activity; G protein-coupled receptor activity
Source: RefSeq, a predicted model, not a curated record